CGCUCGUGAGGAAGCCCAUGUGAUUCGUCCCCAGAAAGACUAGAAAUAUAAGUUCCAUCUACGACCUACUAGAACGGAACUAUAUAGCAUCAUCGAAACGUUGCGGAGGUGGGGGACCAGACUCUACCACCCCGCAUGUUCCCAGAUUCCUUCCCCAUGGCCCCCGGACAGAGAUCGUAGAGGUAGUAUGUGGGCGUACGGAAAUGGGAGCGAUGAUAGCAUUCCCUGCUUAGAGGUACUUGCUUAUAUAGCACGUAUGUUCCCUGGUGCUCUCAGGGAGCAGAAGAUGUGCGAUCCCAGACCUCUUCCACUGCGUGAUAUCUGUGCCCCCCCCUUAUUCGUGACGAAACAGAAGAGAUAGUUCCCGUACUGCGCAAUUCCCACCAUGUCAUUGCAGAAUUCAGACGGAGGCCACUUCAAUGGAAAUGGAAAGGAAACAAACCCUGGGGGACAUGGAAGGGUCUCACGAUUCCCUCAGACAGUAUCCAACGUCCCAAUGCCGUCCACCCAUCAGGCUACGGUUUCGCAAGUCCCAUUUCCCCCGUAUCAGAAACUUGCAAACCCUGGUCCUCUAGGCCUGCUUGGUUUCGCUGUCACCAGUCUCGUACUUGGUCUCUAUGAGUGUGGUGUAGGAUUACCAAACGAAAACCCUCAAGGAAACGUUGGACCAAACCAGGCUAUACUCGGCCUUGCCAUCUUCAUGGGCGGAACAGCCCAGUUCAUAGCUGGAAUUAUGGAAUGGCGCGUGGGCAACACGUUCGGUACGACAGUUCACUGCUGCUAUGGCGCCUUCUGGCUCAGUUAUGCGAUGUUUUUAAUCCCAUACCUCGACGUCAAGGCCGCAUACAACAAUGACAUGAGAGCAUACUCCUUCGCUAUCGGCGUGUACCUGAUCAUCUGGUGCGCGGUGUCGUUUCUGUUUUUUAUCGCGGCAUUGAAGACCAACUUGACUAUUCUCGCGGUGUUCUUCUUCCUUGUUCUGGCAUUCCUGUUCCUCUCGAUCGCCUCUUUUAUCGAGACGGAGCAUCCUGCCGCUAGUGUGAGAGUAAAUAAGACCGGGGGGGCCUUCACGGUUAUAUGUGCAGCUUUGGCGUUCUAUGCAGGUGGAUCUGGGUUGAUGCUGCCAGAUACGACAUUCGUGAGGUUUCCAUUGGGGAUUAUUCCUCGCCAUGACGAUGAGGGUUCCUGAAUUAAUUUAAUAUGCUGGGAGUCGCACUAGCUUUGUACAACUGCGCCAUCUGGACUCGGUGAUUGAUGAAUGAGCCUUUGUUGUGGUAUAUAUGUGAUUCUAUUUGUUGCGGGGGGGUAGUUUCAUUGUUGUCGCGCGGGUCGAUUCAAUGGGGCUUGUACUGUACAUUAUUAUAUUGAAAGACCAAAUGGGUGCUUCUAAAACCCUUUUACAGUGGAAUUGUAAAUC
Paecilomyces variotii is the source of this 1417-nucleotide messenger RNA. RefSeq names its product Gpr1 family protein. Gene Ontology annotation, molecular function: acetate transmembrane transporter activity. The record is from RefSeq and is a predicted model, not a curated record. Gene Ontology annotation, cellular component: plasma membrane. The coding region runs from base 386 to 1189 and encodes 267 amino acids. The transcript is spliced from 2 exons. NCBI's taxonomy places the organism in Eukaryota, Fungi, Ascomycota, Eurotiomycetes, Eurotiales, Thermoascaceae.